Molecule: messenger RNA, 567 nt
Organism: Penicillium odoratum
Lineage: Eukaryota; Fungi; Ascomycota; Eurotiomycetes; Eurotiales; Aspergillaceae
Product: putative phosphoglycerate mutase family protein
Exons: 3
Coding region: 1-567 (188 amino acids)
Source: RefSeq, a predicted model, not a curated record
AUGAUUUGGCGAGCAGGGCAGAUAUCUCUCUUUCUUUUUUCGAUCCUCGCAAAUGUAGUUGCACAUCAUCAGCCGACCGUCUACUUCAUUCGACAUGGCGAGAAGCCUGAUGACCCCAAUAAUCACGAAUUAAACUUCGCUGGGAAGAUGCGCGCGCAAUGUAUACGCGAUAUCUUUAACGCGAACUCCGGGUACGACAUUGAAUACAUCAUGGCGCCGACUACCAAUGAGAGUACCGGCGAUCAUGGACGACCUUUCAAGACUGUUAUUCCUCUUGCGGAGGAUCUUGGUCUAAAGGUGGAUCUGCACUGUGAUAGUCUGGAUCCACAGUGUGUUGCCGAUGCGAUUCGGUGGUAUGAUGGACCUGGUAAUAUUCUUGUUUCGUGGAGACAUAGGACUAUAGCGAAGAUUCCCAAGUUAUUGGGGGUAACGCAUCGGGUCAAAUAUCCCAAGAAACGGUUUGACAUUAUGUGGACUCUUCCAUACCCUUAUACUGAGAUUACUGAGAUCGAAAGUGAGGGCUGUUAUGGCCUGGAUGACAACCCGGGGUUGAUUGUUCAAAAUUGA